Molecule: messenger RNA, 7128 nt
Organism: Passer domesticus (house sparrow)
Lineage: Eukaryota; Metazoa; Chordata; Aves; Passeriformes; Passeridae
Gene: MAMDC4
Product: MAM domain containing 4
Exons: 28
Coding region: 3197-6883 (1228 amino acids)
Cellular component (GO): membrane
Molecular function (GO): protein binding
Source: RefSeq, a predicted model, not a curated record
UUUGCCUUGGAAGGGUUGAGGCAGGAGAGAGGAAAAGCAAUGCCCAGGCCUGGGAGAGGGAAAGGCAGGAUGGACCUGGGGAGAGACCAGCCCCAUCUCCUGCAGGGAGGAAACUGAGCUACCUGGGAACAUGACUGGGAAGAAUAUGCCCAUUCUCCUUGUGGCAGGUGGUCACACCUUGAGGGAGAACAUCCUCCCUGACUUCAUCCCUCCAGCCACCCCGGACCACCUCAGAAUUUCCCAGGGAUUCUCCCUGCUUGUGCUUCCAAGUGAGGAGCAGUAGAGGGAGACUGGGAGAAGCUGCUGGAGGCUUCAGUGGCUGGAGAACGCCAGGGGGAUUUGCAGGCUGGGUUGGUUCAGUUGCUGUCCCACGUGAAGCUGGGGCUGGAGGAUCCUCCCAGCCCAGUCCCAGCCCCAUUUCAUUGUCAGACUCUGACCCUCCGUGCUCCCUGCUGCUGCCUCUGCCUCGUGCCUUCAGGGAUUUGGGCUCCUUCCUCUGUGUCCAGAGGCGUGCAGGGUCAGCUCAACCUGCAGAAGUUCAACCCCCUGUGCCCAAACUCCAAAAGAAGCUCACAAUAGGGGGAUGAGUUUCACAGGCAAAAACAUGGCUCUGCUGUGCCUCGUCCUCCAUCCUGCAAGGUGUGACUCUCCCCUGUGCUGGGGGGAAUGUUAUCCAGAAGUCACACAGUCAGGUGCAAACCUUCAAGUCACUGGAUUGUGGAGCUUGGAGGCACCUCUGGGAGGUCCUGUCCAUGCACUGCCUAGCUUCAGCUGGUCCAUCGUGGUGGGAUUGCUGAGAUGUGCUGUGCAGACUCAGGAGUUGGACUCAACAGUCUUUGUGGGUCCCUUCCAACACAGGGAGUUCCAUGAUUCUGUUCUAGAAUUAGGCUGUGGGAAGCUGUGACCAGGUGGGGUUUGAGAAUCUCCCCGACUUGGACUUCCCAGCAGCUUGGGAGUCUGCUCUGGUUUUGACAGCCCUCACAGGAAAAAAAAGAAAAAAGUUUUUUCUUUUAAGUGACGUUUGCUGUUCUUGCUUUGUUCUUGUCUCAGUCCUUACUGGGACACUCCCUGCUCAAAGGGUUGGCUCCCUGCACCCUCCUGCCAGGGCUUACCUGGGUGACAUCGCCCUGCACCUUCUCCAAGCUGGGCACAUCCAGCUCAGCCUCUCCUUGUGGGAGGUGCAGUCCCCUCAUGAUCAGCAGGGAAUAUCCUUCUGUUGAGAUACUCAAAAACCAUCUGGACACAUCUUCCAGGGAGCCCUUGUGGAGCAGAGGGGUGGGAUGGGGUGACCUCCUGUCGUGCCUUCCAUUCUGCACUAUGCUGUGAUCACCAUCACUUGAUCUGUUCCAGUAUGCCCACAUCUCAUACUGGGAGCACCAGCAUCCCUAGUGCAGAGGGCAGGGGUCAGAUCUGGGAGAGAGGUGUUGCCCAUGGCACCCAGGAGCCAGUGGCUACUUUGCCAGUGGCCAGCUUGGUGCUGCCAAGGUUCCUGGGCAGGGCUCCUGCUUUCCAGCAUGCCUGGACUGGAUAUGUGGGACUGCUGGUCCUCACUGGGCCUGGCUGGCACUGGGGGAAGGAGCUGAGCCUGUGUUUUACUGCUGUGAUGCAAUCCCGCUGCAAUCUGCCUUCCAAGGCUGUUGGCUCGGUGGAAGGAUCUGCUUGAUGGGGCCCCUCUCAGGGCACGAAGACUGCAGUAGCAGAGGGGAGGGGGGUCCUGUGGGGUGGCAGCCUCUUCUUCCUCUGCCCACGUAGGGAAACCAGUGGGGUCAGUAGUUGCCAUCGCCAGGCAACACUGGUGGUGAUCUGUGGGCUCUGGCUGCCAAGCUGUGCUUCUUCCAGGCUCAGCCCUUGCUGGGGCUCUGCCAGGAAUGUUUUGCCCCAGGACUGACCUGGUUGUGACCCCGGAGCUGUGCCCCUUCGCCCCAUGGCAUUCAUGAGCUGGGUGCUGAGAUGCUCCUGCCAGCUGGAGCAGAGCAGGCAGGGCGAAGGCUGGCUCCUCCUGAUGGCAUCUUGGGAUCCUCAGGCUCCAGGGGGACCUCAGCGCCCCUUCCAGUGCCUAAGGGGGCUCCAGGAGAGCUGAAGAAGGACUAGGGACAAGAGCUUGGAGUGACAAGACAAGAGGGAAUGAGUUCCCACUGCCAGAGGGCAGGGUAAGAUGGAAUAUUGGAGAUACAGCUGACUCCCAGCUCUGUUCUCACUGGCCAGAGUGCAGCUCACUGCCAACCCUGCACCCAAAGUGUCUCCCACUCUCCUUAUGCACAGGGACUGGCAGAGCCCCCAUAUCCCUGGCAGAGGUGCUAGCUUCCCCACAGGGCUGGCAGCAUCUCUGGCUCUGCAGGAAGCGUCCUCAUCCCUCAGCAAGCCGAUGCAUUCCACCAGGCUGUGACACUCGCAGUCAGAGUGUCACCCACCGUCUUGUUCUGCGUGGAAAACAGGCUGAAGAAGAGAGGUGCAGUGGGGAGAAGCCGAAGGUCUCCAUGGGGCACUUGGCUGCAGCUGGCUGCUGGGGUGCCGGCGCUGCUGCUGACAGGAUUGCGCUGUCCCGGUCAGCACAGCCUGGCCAUAAACCCGCUGCCUGGCCAGGGAGCCGAUAACAGUGAGGCUGAAGUCCAACACAGGCGGCUCCGGGGGAGCACAUUCCAGCCCGGGGCUCCCGGUGUGGCCUCUUCCAGCUCCGUUUCACCGUGGCGGUGGCCGGGAUGGCUGCAGGCAGGCAGGCGAUGCUGGCCCUCCUGGUGCUGCUGGGUGAGCUCUGCCGAUACGGGCGGGGGUUGUGGGGCUGGAGGGAAGGGGCCUCUGUGCUGGCUGCUCCACUCUGGUCCUCCACAGAGUUUGCCCCAGUGCUGGGCCAGCCACUGGGCUCUGCUGCUGAAUUCAGCCCGGGGUUCCCAGGGUGAGAGGGUGCCGGAGCCCCCAGCACCGGGAUGGGGAUCACCAGUGGCUUUGUUCAGCAUGGGACAGAAAACGUCCAGAUAUUCCUGUUUCUUCCAAAAAGGGGGCUGGGACUCGAAGCACGGGUGUGAUAUAGCAGAGUCAGUGCCCCGGCAGGCUCUGGCACCCCGAGGCUGACGGUGGGAGGUGGCAGUGUGAGAGAUGUGGAGUGCCGGGACAGUGACAGGGGGGUCGUCCAGGCAAAGAGGCCACUGAGAGCUCAGUACCUGCCCCAGCAGGGUCCCAAACCGAGGUGCCCAGGCAGAUGUCACCUGCAGGUCAUGCAUGCCCUCCAUCUCCUGCUGCAGGCACCGUGCUUAGUUCCCUGUGGGUUUUCAGCCCCAUUGUGUCUCUCAUAGCCAGAACCAUCCUCCCCAGUGGAUCCGUGGUUGUCAACAGCUGCAGCAGCGCAGCUGAGCAGCUCUGCAACUUUGUCUGUGACUGCAGUGACUGCUCGGAUGAAAACCAGUGUGGGUACCUACAGGGCUCAGCAGUGCUGGGCACCCCCUUCACCUGUGACUUCGAGGACAGUGACUGUGGCUGGCAGGAUGUGGGCACCUCGACGUAUGGAUGGGUGCGAGGCCGGGCCAGCCUGGCCACGUGGGGCAUGGGGCCUCAUUCAGACCACACGGUGGGCACUGACCUGGGUUGGUUCUUGGUGACCACGUCCCCCCCAGCAAAGACUGUGGCCACAGCCUGGCUCAGGUCACCGGAGAUGCGGGAAGCAGCUGCCACGUGUGAGAUCAGAACCUGGUAUCACCUCUCAGGGAGCUGUGAGAGCACCCAAGGGCUGAACCAGACAGAGCGGCCGGUGCUGCGCCUGGCUGUGGCACACAAGGAUGAGGUGGUGGAGCUGUGGCAGAGCCCUGAGCGCAGCAGUAAGGGCUGGCACCAGCUGGUUGCCUACCCCGGACGGAUCAUGGAGCAGUUCCAGCUCAUCUUCUCUCUGACACAACCACCCACCUGCAGGGCAGAGGUGGCACUCGAUGACAUCAUGUUCAGGAACUGUGGCUUACCAGAGGCUGGGCAGCAGGCCUGCGGGGCCCAGGAGAGCCGCUGCCAGCGUGGCUCCUGCCUGGCACAGCGCCGUUUCUGCGACGGCACCGACGACUGCGGGGACAGCUCGGACGAGAGCGCGGCGCAGUGCAAGAACUUCACCCACUGCUCCUUUGACUAUGAUCUCUGUGGCUGGGAGACAGUGGCUGGGCCACCAGUGUGGGGCAGGAACACGAGCUUGAACCUGGGCACCUCCUACAGCAUUCCCGCUCGGGACCACAGCAACAACAGCAGGGCUGGUUUUUUCCUCCAUGUGAGCAGUGACCCCACUGCACAGACUGGUGGCACAGCUCAGCUCAGCAGCCCCACCUUCCAAGCCACCAACUCCUGUUCUCUCGUGCUGUACUGUCACCUCCAUGGCUCAGCCACCAGCAACCUCCGCAUCUCCUAUGUGACCAACUCUACCAAGCACCUGAUGAGGGAAAGGACAGGAGACCUGGGCAGCUGCUGGGUCCGGGAGAGAGUGGACUUCAACGUGAUGGAUCCCUUCAAGGUGCUGAUCGAGGGGGUGGCUGGCCGCGGGGGGACCGUGGCUAUCGAUGACCUGAUCCUGUCUCAGGGCUGUGUGAAGGAGCAGGAGAAGCCUCUGGUGACCCUGCCGAGCCAGGCAGGUGCCGGCCCCUGCGCAGCAGCCGCGGUGGCCUGUGACAGCGGGGAGUGCAUUGCUGCAGAGCUGGCCUGCGACUUCGCUGACACGUGCGCUGACGGCUCCGAUGAGAAGCGCUGUGGGACAACAACCUUCGAGUCAGGGGCUGGGGGCUGGCACGAUGUCAGCGUGGGGCGGCUGCGCUGGGGUCUGCAGAAGGUCACUGAGUCUGACACCUUCCUCACAGGGACUUUCCUGGCCCUUCAGACAGGAGAAGGACAGAUGGUGGGUCCUGCAAAGGCACGAUCGCCUCUGCUGGGCCCCUCUGGCCCUGCCUGCACCAUGGAGAUGAGCUACCACAUCCACAGUGACCCCCAAGGCUUCCUUGCCAUCAGUGUCACAGAUCACACCACUGGCACCACCCAGCUGGUCUGGCAGACACAACGUCGUGGCAGCACAACUGGGGGUCGUGUCCGUGUCCCUCUGGGAGAGAGAAGCCGGCCCUUUCAGGUCGAGCUGCUGGCACUGGUGGAUCUCCAGGGCUCGGCGAGUGUCAGUGUUGACAACGUGACAUUUGAGCAGUGCUACCUCAACACGGUGUCACCCACAGCUGCGGAGCUGUCCUGCAACUUUGAGAGAGGCAUGUGUGGCUGGUACCAGGAUCUGUCCAGUGACUUCAAAUGGGUCCACAGCACAGGGCAGGGACAGGGCUCUGACCACACCACUGGCUCAGGCUACUUCUUGUCCGUGGACUCCUCUGUGCCGUGGAGCCAUGGGCAGCGGGCCCAGCUCCUCACCUCCCAGCAGGAGCCAGCUGCUGCCCCACGCUGCCUCUCCUUCUGGUACCGUCUGGCCGGCCCACAAAUUGGUACCCUGAGCCUCAAGCUGAGGCCAGAGGGAGGGGAGGAGAUGGUGCUGUGGACCCGCCGAGGAACCCAGGGCAGCAUCUGGCACCGGGCAUGGGCAACACUGCCCUCCACGGGCCAGCGGCGGUACCAGGUGGCUUUCGAGGUGCUGCAUGACGGCUUCCUGGGGGACGUGGGGCUAGACGACAUCACGCAGACAGCCGGACCCUGCGGGGCCAAGCUCUCCUGCUCCUUCGAGGCGGAGGACUGUGGGCUGGCAGCCAGCGGAAAGGGCACCUGGCAGCGACAGAGCAACGGCACUGGCACCACCGCUGGCCCUGUGGCCGACCACACCACCGGCACCGCCGCAGGCCAUUACAUGGUGGUGAACACGGGCAGGGUCUCCCUGCCUGCAGGACACAUGGCUGCCCUCACCUCCCAGCCCUACCAGUCCUCCAUGUCUGCCCAGUGCCUGGCUUUCUGGUACCAGCUGAGCGCUGGGACCCCAGGCUUCCUUAGGGUGUUCGUGGAGCAGAGCAGGGUGAGGAGGAAGGUUCUGAGUAUGAGCACCAUGGAAGGGAGCAACUGGCACCGCAGCCAUGUCACUGUCCAGCCCGAGGGUGACUGGCAGGUGGUGUUUGAGGCAGUGGGAGCUGGGGGUGACCACGGAUACAUUGCACUGGACGACCUGCACGUGUCGGUGGGAGCCUGCCCCAAGCCAGCAUCCUGUGACUUUGAGCAGGACACUUGUGGCUGGAGCAGCCCCUCGGACCCCCGCUUGCACAGCUUUGCCUGGGGCUGGAAGAGUGGGAUCACCCUGGCCAAGUACCCUGGCCCUGAGCAGGAUCACACCCUGGGUACAAGGAACGGUCACUACAUGCACUUUGACACCAGCGUGCUGGGUGCCAGGGGCACCGGUGCCCUGCUGGAGAGCCCACCCCUGCCCGCAGCCAGCGACUCCUGCCUGCGCUUCUGGUACCACAUGGACAUCCCAGAGCACCUCUCCAGUGGGGAGCUGCGGGUGACGCUGCGGGGCGCGGCGGGGCAGCGCACGGUGUGGAGCGUGGCGGGGCACCGCAGCCGCGGCUGGCAGGGCGCCGUGGUGCCGCUGCAGAGCCCCAGCGAGUUCCAGAUCAGCUUCGAGAUCACCACACGGAGGUGGCCGAUGGAGGGGACAGUGGCACUGGAUGAUAUAAUGUACAGCACCAGGGCGGGCUGCCACUCCAGCCCGGAGAGUCCAGUGCAAGAGAAGCCCUCGGGCAGUUUCGUGGCGGAGGUGGUGCUCAGUGUGCUCCUGGCCCUCGUCAUUGUGGCGCUGGUGACUGCUGGAGGCUGGUGCUGGCUGAAACAGCGAAGGGUGGCCAGCAGGACACCGACAGAGAGCAGCACUUCCCAGGGCUUCGACAACAUCACCUUCCGAGACGACAAGGUCAUUAUAUCUCCACGGGAGGGCGAUGAGUCUUGAAAUUAGCAGCCAGCAGCAGGAAUUGCCUGGUCCCCCCUGGGCAGAGCACCCUUGACAGGAACCCACACUCCAUCAGCUGCGGGCUCUCUGCCCCGGGCCCGGGGAGCCUGCCCCGCCCAGGGACACACCGCUGUCAUCGCUACCUCCAAGUGCUCCGGAAAAGCGUUUGUGUUGUUUGUAACAUGAACUUUUUGCUUACAAGACACAGCAAUGUGCCUGUGCUUUGGCAGGGGGCACGAGUCAGA